This is a messenger RNA of Motacilla alba alba, 5695 nucleotides long. It is a transcript of the gene SPARCL1, whose product is annotated as SPARC like 1. Gene Ontology annotation, molecular function: protein binding; extracellular matrix binding; collagen binding. Lineage: Eukaryota; Metazoa; Chordata; Aves; Passeriformes; Motacillidae. The record is from RefSeq and is a predicted model, not a curated record. The transcript is spliced from 11 exons. Bases 482 to 2524 code for a protein of 680 amino acids. Gene Ontology annotation, biological process: anatomical structure development.
CUCAUCUCAUGGAAGCCUAGGAUUCCUUGUUCAACCAAGACCCAAAGAGUACCAUCCUCCUUCACUGACACCUGCAGCACAAGGCACAUGCUGACAAGGUCUGUUGCAGACACCAAAACAUAUCUCAGGAAAAGCAGCAACAUUUUACAAGGCUCGAGGAUUUCCAGUACAUCAGUGGCAGGCCAAGAAGGAGCACCUCUUCUACUGCUAUGAGGGAUCUUCCAAAAGUGUACACUUUGGGUGACAAUUUCCAAGAAAACAUUGAAGCAGGACUGCAUCCAAAGCAGGACUGCACCCCUUCUUCAAGCAGCCUGGGCAGCACUUCUGAGCUUGGAGACCUGCUGAGCAAACUUUCACCACUUAAUUCUUCCUACCGGACACAGAGGGGAGCAGCCAAGAGACACGUCAGCCAUAGAGAAAGGAAACCUCUAAGCCCUACCCCUGUACCAUUAACUAUUGUCCUCUACAAGAUCUGGAAAACAUGAAGGCUGUAGCCCUCUUCAUUUGUCUCGUAGGACCAGUUUUUGCUAUUUCAACCCAUCCUGUAAACCACAAGCUCAGAACUCACAGACAGAAAACUCCAGAAAAGAGUGAAUAUAUUCAUUCUGAAGCUUCAAAGGAAGAGAACACAGGGUAUGUAGACAAGGGUGAUUUGCUGCCCACUCCCAGAAACUUAAAACCAGGCUCUGAAGACAGGGAUGAACCCCAGACCAUGAGGAAACAAGAAAGCACUGGCAGCGAGCAUCAAGCGAAAAACAGCCUGAAAAGCAUCGAUUUCCUUGCACUGCUCAAUAAACUAGGUUUGGCUUCUAAUAACCAGGACAGCGACUCUGGGAGCAGCGGCAGAGACCAGUCCAGCUCAGAGUACGACCAGGUCAGGAAACAUGAGAAACAUAGGAACACGGCAAACCGACACCUUCCAGGCGACGCAGAACACCCAGUGGGUGCUUUCAGGCUUCAUCAUGAGCAUAACAUGUGGAAAUAUAACAAAAAUGCUGUUGGUCUGUCCGAAAAAAACAGUGAAAGCGAUGAUGAGGAAAGCAUGGAAGAAGACAAGAAAUGGGGUGAAGAAACUGAUUACAGAGACACAAAGCACAAAGACGAUCAGAUGCACCAAGAUGACUGUUACAAAAGACAGCAACAUGAGAACAGCAUGCAAUUAGAUGAACUCCUGAGAGAUUCCAGCCAACCAACUUGGAAAACCAAGAGACACAGCGAGAAAUUUGACCUAGAAGAAGAAGAGAGGGAGAAUAGGAAGAAGUCCUAUAAAGAAGAAAUCCCCCUCUCUGAAAAAACUCAUAAUGAAUAUAAGGAUGGCAAUCAGCAAAGUCAAGAGAGAAAAUACCAUACUGAAGUGAACUAUCAGAGUGAUCAUGACACAGUGGUGAAAAUACAAGAUAGGGAAGACAGUAAUGAUGAUGAUGGUCACAACAAUGGUGACAUUGAUGGUGAGGAAUAUCUCAGCAAUACCUGGAAAGAAACAGCCUAUGAGGAAGAGGAGAGAAUCCAGAGUAAUGACCAGGAGAGCACCAGUACUGAGCCUGAAGGGGAAGGAACCACUGAAGAUGACACUGCAGUUCACAGAGAGACUAAGGAUUACCAAGUUGUCAAGAUUAAAGACCUUGCUCACUCUGGACAAGAUUAUUAUGGUCAUGAGCCACCUGAUUCUGACAACAAGCAACAACUGAAAAUUAGUAGUUCCAUUCAGAACAUGAAUUCAAUGGAGAGUGAAGAGAAGGUUAAGACUACAGACAGUUCCCAUGGCAAGAUGGAAAGUGUCAGCAACAGGAAUGAGGAGGCUCUCCUUGGACUGCCAGACACAUGCCGGAACUUCCAUUGCAAAAGAGGCAAAGUCUGUCAUGCAGACAAACAAGGGAAACCCCACUGCAUUUGCCAAGAUCCUGCUGCUUGCCCUCCCACCAAAGAUUAUGAGCAUGUUUGUGGUACGGAUAACAAGACUUAUGAUAGCAUAUGUCAACUCUUUGGCACCAAAUGUCAACUGGAAGGGACAAAAAUAGGACGCCAGCUGCACCUAGACUAUAUGGGCUCCUGCAAAUACAUCCCCCCCUGUACUGAUUAUGAAGUGGAUCAGUUUCCCCUCCGGAUGCGAGACUGGCUUAAGAACAUCCUUAUUCAAUAUUAUGAACAUGACCUGAACACUUCUGGGAUUCUAACUGAAAAGCAAAGGAAUAAGGUAAAAAACAUCUACUGGAAUGACAAGCGCCUUGUGGCUGGUGACCACCCGAUUGAGCUGCUCCUGCAUGACUUUGAGAAAAAUUACCACAUGUAUGUGUAUCCUGUGCACUGGCAGUUUCACCAGCUUGAUCAGCACCCUGUUGACAGAUUAUUAACACACUCGGAGCUUGCACCCUUGAGAGCCUCCCUUGUUCCCAUGGAACACUGCAUAACCCGUUUCUUCCAAGAGUGCGAUGGAGACCAGGACAAACUCAUUGCUUUGAAAGAAUGGUGCCACUGCUUUGGGAUUAAGGAAGGUAAACCUAAAAGAAUAGGCAGAUGUACCUGACAGAAUGUUCCCACCAAGAACAUUACUCAGACCUCAAAGUAAGGCAAAGAAAUUGCAAGCAGAAGUCCAUGGCUACUGUGCUGAGAGGAAAACAGAACACUAAUAACAAGACUACAAAAGGUCAGUGGGGUUAACAACAUAGCACAGGUUAAUCCCAGAAGAGUUAUGGGAUGGAAGGCAUUUGGCCAAACAAGCAGACUGAAGAAAUGUGUUUAAAAUCCCAGUAGCAAGUCCCUAAUUAAGGUGGAAGCUUAUGGGGGGAUAGAAUAGAGAUGGUAUAGAAAGUAAUCUUACCCCUAAGGAGUAGCAGCUGGGCCAAUUAUCAAAAACGAGGAGAAGGCCUAACUUCAACAGGCCAGAGCUGUAACUAAUAAGAACAACGACAGCUAUAAAAGAGUGGGUUGGUUUGUUAAGAGAACUCACCCCAAAGUAGGAAGGGAACUGGAGUCACUUGGUUACCUGGUGAGAGAGAAAGGGUGUGCUUGGAGGAGCUGCUCACCAGAAAACACUGAAAAGGUAUGAAACUUUUGUAAUAAAGAGAUGAUAGCAUAAAAUUCCUGUUACAUAUAUGCAGAUAUGACAACAGAGGCUGAUUCUGGUCCGAAGUUAGACUCAUGGAACCUUUGCUCUUCCCAGAAUUUUUCCAGCUCUUCUUAUGACAUUUUAUCUGUUAUGAAGGACGAGAGCUGCUAGGAGUUAUCUUAGUACAUGUAUACUUCUGCCAGUGAUUGCUCAUUCAUAGCAUCAGUCACUUUAUUGACAGUGAUACAGCAUAAAAAAGUCUAUUUGGCAUAAAAUGUUGAUAAUGUUUUCUUCUUCUUUGUUGCAGAGGACAUAAAUGAAAAUCUCCUUUUCUGAGCCUGGCUGAACAGACUCCCACAACGGCACUAAAACUGAUGAAUCCUGCUUACUUCUGAAAUUAACAGCUUUCAAGAAAAUGGUGGAAUGAGGUUCACUGAAUUCUUAUCAAACAAUCUAAGUGCAGAAAAUUUCUACAUUCAUUAACAGCAGAAAAAUUUAACUACUUCAUAGCUAAAAAACCAGUGUUCCCCCCACAUGUAUCCAUGAUCUUUCUGAACCAAUAACUACUACUAACCUAAUGACUAAGCUGUUCACAAAACUCUUUAAUAGAAUUAUAGAAUGUAGAUGUUAUCACCCACUGAAAUGGGACCUGUUUCCUUUAUUGACUGUAUUGUCAGCUUAACACGCUGCAUAGAAGUAUCAAAUAAAAUAGAAGUCUAUUUGAUAUAUGGGUUUCGUCACAACUUUGUUGAAGAAAAUUGUGUUUCUUUCACCUUUGCCCAUCUUUUGCUCUCCUCAAGAGGCACAAUUUAAGCAUUAAAAAACCCAGGACAACAUGAGAUUACUCCUGAAUCCCCAUAAAUUUGUGAUUUUUUAAGGUAAGCACUUCACUGAAAACAUUCCAAGCAUAUUCUGCUUUAAGGAAAAAGCCCCAAAUUCCUACAAAGGAUAAUCAGCAAACACCUUUCAUCUGAACCAUGUCACCUCUCCAAAGAAAAGAAGAUGGGAGUCAGAAAUGCUAUUUUGGUAGCUUAAAUAGUGGAAGUCCCAUCCCCCUCUGCUAAUUUGCUCUUGAACCAGCAAAGGCUGAUGCCCUGGGAUACAAUGAAUUAAGCUGUGAUUGUUUUCAACACAAGGACUUCUUACACAAACCAGAGAUUACUUCCUAGCAUUGCCAGUUUUCCAUAAUCCUGACUUGUUGCUCACUUCACAUUUUGCAACAUUACACGGCAGUGCGUAAAUAACUCAACCUGGAUGGCAUGUACAAAAGCACAUUUUCUAUGCUAGUUCCAUUUCGAAAAGAUCCUUUCUCUGGGAUUUCAAAUGUCUUGGGAGAGAAAGUAAUUUUGACAGCACUUUUCCAGCCUGGCUGCAGCCUAUUGCUUAUUUGCUCUGGUUUUUGUUUAACCCACACAAAGUUGGAUGGCAGAAAGCACAGCUCUCAAACUCCAAGUACACUGUUGGUACACAGCUGGCCUCAAAAGGUAAUUACUUUAAGCCAUAAAUUCCCAUUUCUUCAGGAAAAAGAAUUCAUGAUGUCUCUCGGUUUGCAGCCUCAGUACUCUCAGUAUUAUCAUCUGAGUACUCCUCCAGCAUCACUACAGUCAGAAUAUCUACAGUGAAAAAAUAAACAACAAAUACUCUUUUCAUAACACAUUUCCCCUGUCAAGCCUGUCAAUCCCCUAAGGAUUAGUAGGGGUUAUUACAAAAAAAACCCUGCAGUUUUUAUCAGCUGAGAAGUAAACUAAUAACCCAAAACAUCUGCAGAAGUCAUGAGUCAUGACAUCUUGUGGUUUUCUGAUGCAAGACAGAGUAUUAAAAACUGUAUAUAGAGACUGGAGAUCCACAUCCCCUGACUCUCUAAGAAGGAUCUGCUCUUGCAGAUCAUGCUUUCAAAACCCAACUACACUGCUGGGAGUCAACUCUGCAUAAUGCAUCACAUCACAGAAGAAAGCAGAUGGGCAGGAAGAGGUGAGCAAGGAUUUAAAGAAAAAUUUAUACCUCUUGACAUUACCUUUUCUUUGAAAAGAACAUACUAGUAACUCUGCAAGAUUCACAGUGUUUCCUGUAUAAACACCCAUAACUCCUCCAGGUUUCACCAGCUAAUUGGGAGGCAGGGGUAGAGUUGAAAAGGAGGAAGUCCUAAACCCAUUAAUUAGUUAAGCAGAAUGUGGAUAAAGUCUCAACAGUGCAUGAGUGUGUCACAGUACUGUUACACAAGGUAAUUCCAGACCAUGACAUUUAUCACCAACUUACUUCAACACGUGGAUCAAAAUUCCUGAAGUCCUCAGGUCUCAACAUCAACUUUCAGCUGUCACUGUCACCAACUCCUGACACCAGUACACAAUUAACAGCAAUUGAUUAAAAACACCGAGAGAAAUGUCAGCAACUGUUGCGCAGCCCCUGUUAGCAGCAUAAAUGCCAUAGAAAGCCCCCAUCAGCCUCCUGACUGCAAGUUAUUCACAUCACCUGUAGUGUAAGAAACCAGCACAAUUUACCAGAUUAUAUUUCAAGGCUGCUCUUACUAGUGAUUCUGUUUAUGAUGCAGUCUCCACAAUGGCUGUACUGUACCCACAAGCCGGGGGAAUAGAAGGAACCACAAAAUUCAGCUCCUCAAAUCAGUCACCAUUUCUUUUGACGCAGAGGCAC